AUGAGGGUAUGUUGUACCGGCCAGAGGACUGGGUACGUGACCCUGGCUAUACUUGGGGUGCCGCCACCGGGCGAAGAAACCCUUCCUGGCGAUGUCAGGGGUCCGAGCGCGGUGAUUGAAGUAGAUACGCCGGAUGUCCGGUACCAUGGGCAAGCUGAGGUCACGGAACGGCUGUCUCUGCUCUCCGGGGAUGCGUGUCCUGAGCGUUGGUUGGCAGGCGUGACCGUACCUUUGGUGGAAGCGCGGCCCGAGCCUUUGGCGUCAACCCCGCGGGGGAGCCCAUUGGUGAAAGGCCCCCAAGAACCGCUGCUGGCGUCGUCGGCCGAACCUUUGGUGAAAUCCAUGUCGGGGCUUGUGAUGGAAGCUUACCCUGAUCCUUUGUUGGAGGGCCUGGGGGAACCGUUGAUGGACGUGUCGGAGCCGGUGAUUCAGCCUUGGAAGGAGACUUGGUCUGAGCCUUUGGUGUCAGCCUCCAGGGAACCUUUGGUGGAAGCCAGCUCGGAGCCGCUGACGGAGGCACCGCGGGGUCGGGUGAUGGAGGUAAUCCCGGAGUCUUUGGUGGGAGCUUGCCCUGCACCUUUUGCGGAAGCCUGGGCUGGGUCUGACUUCGUCGCUCGGGUGUUGGAUGAGUGCUUAGAGCUGGAGAAGAACCGCAAACCAACACUCUGUCCACGUCAAGAAUUGGAGGUUGUUAGAAUGGCUACGGCCGCUAUCCUGACAGCGGCGAGUGAACAAAAAAGUAAAAUGGACCUGUCCAUUUCUGAUUUCGAGGGGUGUUCAUUUCGAUGUCUAAAAUUGGCAUUGUUAAUUCGUGAAUGGCGGAAAGAAAGGAAGCAUGGUGGCUUUACAGAAUUGAUUGCAAGACUGGAGGAGUUGGUAUCUAGACCGGCUGGUUUGUCUGAUACCUGGUUUCUGGCUGGCGUGAUACAAAUGUUCUCUUUAGCCACGUAUUUGUACCGCUGGCUACCCCUUAAGGUAUCGCCGCGAAGUGGCUGGGGUUGCCGGAAAAUGGUAUUUCGGGUCUCCCUCCCAGAUGGAAUUGUACGUUUGCCGGAAGAUGAAGGUUCCGUAAAACGCGUUUGCGCCUGCUCAAAGCUAAUCUGGUGGUUCCAUCAAGCUAUUGGAAAUAUUCGCAGUGAUGAAGAGACUUGGCUCUUAUUGAGUUGGCCACCGCCGCUAUUCAGAAUUUAUCGGGACCUGGGCAAGAGGACAUUUGAUGAUGCCAUAGGGGCAAUGAGGCAUAUAAUUCGGCCUCCACUACACUUGUCCAAUUUCAAGCUUAUGGCUUGCUUACUCAAGUACGUUGAGACCACUUCGCCGAUGAUUAUUGGGAGCCGUCUUCCAAAGGCCGCCGACAAGCUUAAAGCCACUUGUAGUCCUCAGUUAUCCUCGUCCCGUCAAUUAUCCUCGGCGGGUGAUCCUCUGCCCUCCUCAUUCAGUUCCAGUCGAACGCCAGCUUGUUCGGCAGCGUCCCUGGUUAAUGUCGAUCACUCGGCUGGCCCCACGGGGGUUGAUCCCGACAGUUCGGUUGCCGCGGAGAUGACGUCUUUUAUGGCUGGCGUGCUUAGGGAAUGUGCGGAGAGGGAGAGCAAUGAGAAAGCGGUUCUGACGGUAGAGAUGAAGCUGGAUAUUGCGAGGUUUGCUUCGCAGAAAUUUCAGGGUGCGCUGUUGAUAGAGAAGUUGGGUGAAAGGCAACGUCGGAAUAGGGACCGUUUCGAAGCGUGUGGGUGGCGAUGGUUGUGUCUGGCGGGACUGAUGAAUGACCACUUGAAGCCAGAGUUGCUUCGCCAAAUGAUUGCUGCUAGUGAGAAGAUUGUGCCGCGACCGAAACAUGUGUCACCAUUAUGGUACUUGGCUUGUCAGAUGCAGACCGGUCUGCGAGCACACAACUUUGUUACCGGUUUCAGGAGGUGGCUGAAAGUACCUCCUGCAUGGUGGCAAUUCAGCUGUGUAGUUCACCGUGAUCACUUCCCCCAUGAGUUUGGCGAGCUACCGAUGUCUGAGACGUCUGCUCGCUUAAUUACCUUCAGUUCUAGAGCUGCACAUUGGCUUGCAACCGGAAUCGGCAAAUCCCGUCUGACACCAUCCAAAACUUGGAAACCUGGCAAAAGUGCUGACAUAGUGAACAUCUUUCACAAGGUUUUGGGAGACCAACGGUUUAGCCAGAUGAUCGACUUAGUCAAACCUAAAUUUCAUGCCAUUAUUCAAGCCCCUGAACUUACCGACAAAUCCAUUAUGGAUAUCCUCUUCAAAUGCGCGAAAGUAAAUCGCCGAACACUUUACAGAUUUUGUAAAGCUUGGCAAGCUUCAGAGAGGUCUCAUCCGGUCAUGGAUGGGGGCACGGAUGGGAACUCGUCUGAAGACGACCCGCCACCGAAAAAGGCGUGCCGAGGGUAG
Gregarina niphandrodes is the source of this 2397-nucleotide messenger RNA. RefSeq lists its product as hypothetical. Bases 1 to 2397 code for a protein of 798 amino acids. NCBI's taxonomy places the organism in Eukaryota, Apicomplexa, Conoidasida, Eugregarinorida, Gregarinidae. The record is from RefSeq and is a predicted model, not a curated record. The transcript has a single exon.